GUGGGAGGACUGAAUCUUGUAGUGAAAUUCAGAGACUCUCAGGGCCGAGGAAAUCAGUGUCAAUAAAAUGAAUCCAUUGACAUGAGUUUUUGGAUGAAGUCUUUUCUGUCGAAUCCAUCCGCAGUGGAAUUCCCCGUAGACUUCUUGUUUUGGGAUUGAAAUUGAAGCCAACAGAAGACACGCACAUCACUGACUUCCUGUGUCAGCUUUUCACACUAACUGUCAAAACUAGACCUAAAGCUUCUGACAGCUCCUCAGGCAGGACUCUACACAGACUAUAGAGGACAAGGACCAUUUCUGGAACACGUUGACGUGACUGAAAGAGAGGCUCACACUCCGUAAAGAUGAGGGGAGCUACAGAUUCAUCUGAUAAUUCUCUUGGAGGGCAGACAGGCGGCAUGACAGAGGAGAAAUGUCCCCAGCUGGUGGACUACUUUGUAGUGGCGGGUCUCGACCCUGCGGGGCCCUGGAGGCCCCUGGAUGAGGAUGGAAAGACCUCCACCUUCUCCUCCUCCUCGAGUUCCUCCUCCUCUUCGUCAUCUUCGUCGGGCCGGGCGGUGGAGCCGGUCACAGACCUGGCGGUGAUCGCCAAGGGGCUCGGGGAGGAAGUGCCGGAGGGCUUCACCUGCAUCGAGAGGACGCUGGGCGGACACUCGGCCGAGCUGAGCGCCGGCCUCAUCAACAACCCACACCUGUACCUGUGCUACCGCCGAGGACGAGACAAACCGCCCAUCCUGGACCUGGGGGCUCUGUAUGAGGGGAAGGAGCAGCUGAAGCAGGGCUGGUACGUCAUCGAGACCACUCCUUACAGCCGUUCGGCCAGUCUGAGCUCUGGCGGCGGCCCGACGGCUCACCGGGUGUUCCUGACCUACCGGCGGGCUCUGGACUCUCAGGGCCUCCACACGUUGGGCGUCACUGACAUCGCCCUGCUGAUACCCAGCAAGGGGGAGGUCGCCCCGCACACGUUCUGUCGCGUCGACAAGAACCUCAACACCGGCAUGUGGGGUCCUGCCCUGUAUGUGUGCUACAAGAGAGCCGUGGCCAAAGCCAACGCCCUGGUCUACGAAGCCAGUCUGAUCAGCCGGUACCCAGAGGAGGACCUGGAGGCGUUUCCUCUGCCGGAGUCGGUGCCGGUCUUCUGUCUGCCCAUGGGUGUCACCGUGGAGAGCUGGCCUCUAAACACAAAGUACCAGCUGCCCGUCUUCUCCACCUUCGUCCUCACAUCCGCCUCCGGGGACAAGGUUUACGGAGCAGCCAUCCAGUUCUACGAGUCCUUCCCCAGGGAGCUGCUGUCGGAGCGGCAGAGCGUGAGGCUCGGCCUGCUCAGCGUGGUCGACCGGCGGCCGAUCACCAACCGCAGCCUGCAGGUGAAGAAGAGCAUCUGCGUCCUCUCCCACUGGCCCUUCUUCACCGUCUUCCAGAAGUUUCUCACCUUUGUCUACAGAUACUCCAUCUCCGGCCCCCACGUCCUGCCACUCGAAAAACACAUCUCCAGCUUCAUGCACAACGUCCCGUUUCCUUCCCCUCAGCGGCCUCGCAUCCUCGUUCAGCUCUCUCCAUAUGACAACCUGCUGCUCUGCCAGCCGGUCUCCUCUCCUCUCCCACUCAGUGGUGCAAGCUUCCUGAAGCUGCUGCAGAACCUUGGCCCAGAAAACGCCUGCACGCUGCUGCUCGCUGUCCUCACCGAACACAAACUUCUGCUGCAUUCGCUCCGGCCCGACGUCCUCACCUCCGUCAGCGAGGCCCUCGUCUCGAUGAGUUUCCCCCUGCGCUGGCUCUGUCCCUACAUCCCUCUGUGUCCGCUGCAGAUGGCCGACGUGCUGCUGGCGCCGAUGCCCUUCAUCGUGGGCGUCCACUCCAGCUACUUCGACCUGUACGACCCCCCUACAGACGUGGUGUGUGUCGACCUGGACACCAACACCAUCUUCCAGUCAGAGGAUAAGAAGCCGCUCUCAUGGCGAUCGUUGCCCAGGAAGCAGGGCAAGACUCUGUUCAACACCCUCAGCAACCUCCACAAGACCCUGGAGAAGAUUUGCACACCCGGCCAGGAGGAGGCGACGCUGGAGUUCCUGCUGACCGACUACGAUCAGAUCUACAGGCGUCAGAAGCAGCUGGAGCUGGAGAUCCAGGAGGUGUUUCUGCGCUUCAUGAGCUGCCUGCUGCGAGGAUACCGCACCUUCCUGCUGCCCAUCACGCAGGCUCCGUCGGACACCACCACCGACUGCAGCUCCCUGUUCAACCUGCAGGGUUUCCUGAAGUCUCGGGAUCGAACGCAGCAGAAGUUUUACAACCAGCUGACGAGGACUCAGAUGUUCACUCAGUUUAUUGAGGAGUGCUCCUUCGUCAGCGACCGUCACGCCUGCCUGGAGUUCUUCGACGAGUGCGUCCAAAAGGUGGACGUGGAGAAGCCGGAGGAGGUGAGGCUGAUCGAUCUGGAUGAGACUCACAGUGGAGAACACACAGUCUUCAUCAUGCCUCCUGAAGAACCGCAGGAACCUGACGGGUCAGAGUGCCCUGCCCUCUACAGUUAUGAAACCUUCCCCACCUUGAAGCCGGAGCUCUUCGACCAGCCACAGGACCAGCUCCGUGUCCCCGCUAAAGGCAGCGCCCCCAGCAGCCCUGCCCCUCGACGCACAAAACAGGAGAUUAAGUUGGCCCAGAAGCGGGCUCAGAAGUACGCGGCGGUCCCGGACAUGUGGUCUAAGUGCCUGCUGGGUCACUGUUACGGCCUCUGGUUCAUCUACCUGCCCACCUUCGUUCGAGCGGAGAGCGCCAAGGUUCGCGCCCUGCACACGGCCUACGACGUCCUCAAACACAUGGAGAACCGCAAGGUGGUGCUGCCGGACGAGGUGUGUUACCGGAUCCUGAUGCAGUUGUGUGGACAGUACGGCCAGCCGGUCCUCGCUGUUCGAGUCCUGCUGGAGAUGAAGAAGGCGGGAAUCACACCAAACACCAUCACCUAUGGAUACUACAACAAGGCAGUGCUGGAGAGCAAGUGGCCCUCCACCAAUCAGGGCGGACGUCUCCGCUGGGCCAAGCUGAGGAAUGUCCUGUUGGCCGUGGCCCAGUUCAGGCAGCCAAUCAAACGGCGUCAGAAGAGCGGCUCGGUGGGGUCGCGGGGAGAAGCGACGAUGGACCCUGACCAGAGGCUCCGCCCCCACUCCACUCUGAUUCGUCAGUCCAGUUGGAGCGGUCUGUCUGAAAGCUCCAGCCACGAGUCACUGACCGGCCCACUGGUGAAGAGCAGCAGUCUGAACAGCAUGAAAACGUCCACCGACAAGGUCAAACUCUGUAAGAAGACUCUGUUCCGUAACACUGGGACCAACGGCUGCAGUGACACCGUCUCCCGUAAGCCCCCCCUGGGACUCAAAGGCACCUACACCCCGCCUCCAGCGCCCCCCGGUGCCGUCCUGGUUCGGCGGAGUCAGGUCUGCCUUUCCAACUUCUACAAAGAGUAUGCAGAGUCGGCCGACUCGGAGCCGGACUGUAGCUGUGAGCCUGCAGAGAGGGACGGCAGACCUGUGGGGGUGCGUGACACGGCCGGCAGAAACAAGGCCGUAGACGAGAACUACAACGACGUCUCUUCGCCGAGCCGAGGAGGUCUGGCAGGGAAACUCCAGCAGCUCCUCACGCCGACCAGACACCGCGUGUCGGUGCGACGAGCCGCCAGCGUGGACGACCGGCGGCCGGGAGGAGGAGGGAUUGGACGAAGAGUGUCUGACCAGAGACAGUCCAGAAAAGCUCAAGUGGCUGAAACACUGCUGAAAGCCAAGGACAGGCUGGUCAACGCUACCUCAGAGAGUUCCUUGUCUGUGGGAAGUGACCUCGACUUGACGGACAUCCCCAGUCCAGCGUAUCCUCUGCGCAGGUCCUGGGACGCCAAUCAGGAGGGGGCGGGGCUGGAGGUGUUGAUGUCCAGCUGCUCUCUGUGUCGCAGCUGUAACUCGUUGGUUUACGACGAGGAGAUCAUGGCCGGCUGGACGUCGGACGACUCCAACCUGAACUCGUCCUGCCCGUUCUGCUGCGCCUCCUUCGUCCCCUUCCUGAACGCUGAGAUCUGUGACCUGGGACCCGUCGGCAGCGCGGAGCGCAGCAACUGGAACUUGGAGGACGAGGUGGAGAGCGCGGUGAGGCCCCCCAGUGGUCACGAGGCCUCCCUGCGGCACCAGUGUAACGGUCUGAGUGAAGACUCCAGCUCUGAGACCAGCAGCUACUCAGAGAACAGCAGAACCACCACGGGUUCGUCGUUGGGUGGGGCUCCUCAGGUGACGGUGGCUUACCUGAGUCCCCUGGUUCUGAGGAAGGAGCUGGAGAGUCUGCUGGAGAACGAGGGCGAGGCGGUCCUGGCUCAGCCUCAGUUCCUGGACAGCCACUCCAUCAUCUUCUGGAACCUGGUCUGGUACUUCCAGCGCCUCUGUCUGCCCAGUAACCUGCUGCAGCUGGUCAGAGCCUCGCCACUGGUCAGCCAGUUCACACAGUCGGAGAGUUCAGCAGUGAGGGUGAGGCUCCUCUGGGACACCCUGACCCCCGACACAGACCAGUGGCCCCCCCUCUACAUCCUGUGGAGGAUCCACAGCGGCGUCCCGAUGAGAAGCUACAGCUGGCGGAGACACAACCACCCGUUCACCCUGUCCUUCCUGGAGGAGGUGCUGCGCUGGGUCGGCAUGAACGAGGUGCACAAAGCCGUCACGCUCUUCCUGGACACGCUGGCCAAACAGCCGGGAUCACCCCGAAUACAGAGGAGUUUGUACAGAGAGUUCCUCUUCCUCACACUGGCAGCUAUGGGCAAAGACCACGUCGCUGCGUUCGAUAAGAAGUACAAGGUGGCGUACUCUCGGCUCAGCAGUACUCUGGGUCGCGAGGAUCUCCGAAAGAAGCGAGCUCAGCCCCCCAGCCCCAAAGCCAUCGACUGCAGACGGAGCUUCCACCCGCCGCUCGAAUGCUGAUCGACCCGGGAACGAAACGUGCCACAUGCUGAUGACUCCUGCAGCAUUCAGCCCCUCGAGGGGGGAAACGACAAACCCAGGAUCCCUGCUGCCUUCACCUGCUUGUGUUCUUCACCUAUCUGCUGCCCCCUGGUGGAUGUCGGAGUGUCGCACUCCUUCCUGUCCUCUGUACCUCUGUCUGUCCCGUCGGUGUGAAACCCGCCGCUCUUUGUCUCCAUUAAAGAUCCUGAAAGUCGAUCAAGCAGCGGACGGAGCUGAGCUUGACCGAAGCGCUCGAACGGAAAUUCACGCUUUCCCCAACAAGCGUGAUCUAUGCAUCCGUCGUGUCUGUGACGUGCAGUCAUGCAUCGUCUGAAGCCGAUAAAAAGGGUUAGAAGCUCGGGUUUGUGCAUGUCCAGAGGGAUCAGCUGUGUUGGUGUAAAGCCCCCCCUCCCUCCCCGGUUUUAAAAAUACACAACCAGAUGAUAAAAACUGCUUACUGCUGCCGGGGAAGCUUCUGAGGACUGGACUUCAACUACAGAGUUACAGGGUGGCAGAUUCACGAGAUCACGUGAUCAAGAAGGACAUUUAGGAUUUUCUUAAGUAAAAGGUCAAAUGAGGAUGAAAAGGGCAGUGCCAGCAUUUAUAAAACACUCCAAACACGACCCGAAAAGAAGCUGCAGACUACGAGACGACUUCAACUCCUGGACGCUUGUUAUCAUUGCUUUAUCUGUGUGUUUGUCUGGUUGUAAGCGUGAUGGCAGUGUGCUUAGGUUUCUAAAAGGUAAUAAGGUCAGGAACCGAUGUCCGUGAUCAGGCAGUCAAAGAAAUGACCAGACAAGAUGCUAAGAUUCAGAAACUCCCUGAAACUUCAUCGGGAGCGCCGACGAUGUUCUCACUGCUCAGUGUCGAAAGUUUUGAAUCUGUCUCCAAAAUAAGUCAGAAUCCACCAAUCAUGCAACGCCUGAGGGAGCUCGAGGAAACAGCCAAACCGCCGGCAGAGAUUUUCAGACUCACGUCAAACCGCUGGUCAUCUGAUUGUCGGGAAUCGUCUGAAGGGCAAAGACGGCUUUCAUAUGAAACUACCACACAUGUUCAACUCACUCUGCCGUGACCGCAGUGGCCCGCCAACGUUGUGGACAGCGUUAAAGUAACAUCAGAAAGGCCCCGCUGUCGUCCCUCAAAUCAGGAGGCAAAGCCAAACAAGAAACGGAGGAGGCUUGUUUAGGAUCAUCCAGAACUCCAGCUCUCCGAAAGAGUCACUUCAGUUCCCCCCAAACCUUUGUUUAGAGGAUUCACCUUUUCCAGAACGAGAAGGGUCACCCUGCUGCAGUACUUCGGCUCCUGUUGGUCUCUUAAAGCAGUUGUUUCUAACCUUUUUCAGCUUCCGAGCCCUCAUCGCGGGUCGUCAGCAGUCCUCCAAACAUCCUGAAUUCUUUCAUUCGCACCAUUUUUACAGGCCAGAAGACAGAGAUCUAUUCCAGAGCCUCUGAAUUACCUACCGGCCACCGCUCUCGCGGUUUUCACUGACUCAGAAAGUUCUGUCGUUUGGGCUCAGUGACGACUGUUUUCCUGGUUGGAAAACCAGCUGAGCCAGUCAGAGCCUCGUAGGCAGGGCUAAGAACGGGAACGUCAUCUUCCUGUGACAGAGCAACAGAAACCACCAUUAAAAAGGUGACGGCGAGAUGAACGGAUGAGCUGUUUCCAGCCGUACAGGUUCGGUAAAGUCCAAUUACAGGCAUCAUUUUUCUUUAAUUGAAAUAUUUAGUCGCUCGUUAUUGCAGACAUCAGUUAACUGGUCCUGGCAGCUUCCGUGUCGACUGAAGAUUAAGUUGACGGGAAGGAUCUGUCACUCGCUACUGAUUGGUUAGAAGAAAUCAACCCCCCUGCCAAACAGGUGUC
This is a messenger RNA of Xiphias gladius (swordfish), 6827 nucleotides long. Its product is annotated as DENN domain-containing protein 4B-like. Gene Ontology annotation, biological process: regulation of Rab protein signal transduction. NCBI's taxonomy places the organism in Eukaryota, Metazoa, Chordata, Actinopteri, Istiophoriformes, Xiphiidae. The record is from RefSeq and is a predicted model, not a curated record. Gene Ontology annotation, cellular component: cytoplasmic vesicle. Gene Ontology annotation, molecular function: protein binding. The coding region runs from base 345 to 4946 and encodes 1533 amino acids. The transcript has 31 exons.